AUGUGCAUGCUACGCUACAAGUGGUAUCGCGGGUCUAUACCCUCCCCCGUCAACGAGUCCAUCCCGGGCUGUGGACACACAGAAGGAUGGAGAAUUGAACGCUGCGAAGAAGCCCGAGCUCGCUGCCGGGGCGAGUUCUGCGAGAGACCACAACCAAUCCUUCGACUCGAAGACUCCUACACAAUGGGCAACUGUCGCGAAUGCAUGGGUCUACGCCCUUUUGUUCCUUAUGCUCCUCCGUUCGAGAAUCCAGAGCAAGUCGACGAUCCCGCAUAUCAGAACAAAGAAGAGCAACGCAGGGCAGCUGAAGACCAGCGGAGACUGGAGCAAGAGCAGCAAACACAGGAAGAGGUAGAGGAGCUGCCUCAGUAUGACCCUCAUAGCCCGGAAGGGCAGGCGAUUCAUCAACAAAACAUCGCUCGCUACGAGGAAGAAAGACUACAGCAGCGAAGGGAAGCACACCGGAGAUAUCAGGAACAGAAUGCUGAAUAUGCGAUGCUGCAAAUGCGAGAGGCGGCGCUCGUCAAACGACGCACGGAAUUGGAGGCAACCGACCGAUCGCGGAGGAUCCGACAAAUGGAAGCAGAGACAGAGCGAUUGCGAGCAGAGAGACUAGCCAAAAAGGAUGAGGAGGAGCGUGGACGUUGA
Molecule: messenger RNA, 648 nt
Organism: Penicillium nucicola
Lineage: Eukaryota; Fungi; Ascomycota; Eurotiomycetes; Eurotiales; Aspergillaceae
Exons: 1
Coding region: 1-648 (215 amino acids)
Source: RefSeq, a predicted model, not a curated record